Molecule: messenger RNA, 4395 nt
Organism: Arthroderma uncinatum
Lineage: Eukaryota; Fungi; Ascomycota; Eurotiomycetes; Onygenales; Arthrodermataceae
Exons: 11
Coding region: 1-4395 (1464 amino acids)
Biological process (GO): transmembrane transport
Cellular component (GO): membrane
Molecular function (GO): ATP binding; ABC-type transporter activity; ATP hydrolysis activity
Source: RefSeq, a predicted model, not a curated record
AUGGAACCGGACCCGCGUACCGACGACUCUACAGUCAAUGGAGCAUCUUCGCAGACAGCACGCACCGCCGAAAAUGCUUCCACAAACGGCCAAGUUGACGAGCUAUACGAUGGAGUUACAAAAGUCGCGGGGCGAUUGUCCAUAUCGUCCGCUUCUAGACAGGGGCAGCCACAAGUCCUCAAUCCCGCGCCUGGCAGCAAGCUUGAUCCCUCGUCUCCGGCAUUUGACCCCCACGUCUGGGUAAAAGAAUUCAUCAGAUUGACCGAAUUGGACCCUGGGUCUGCACCUUCGCGCUCCCUCGGCGUUGCCUUCAGGGAAUUGAGCGUGUUUGCAUAUGGCACGGCCGCAGCGUUCCAAAAGACCACAGGAAGUGUGCUGCUUGAAGCCCCAGCCUACCUCGCUAGGUGGCUUUGCGGAAAUCGAUAUGGCAGACGUGUGGACAUUCUGCGCGACUUUGAAGGUGUUGUGGAAAAGGGAGAGAUGCUGCUCGUCCUGGGGCCCCCAGGCUCUGGCUGCUCUACGCUUCUCAAGUCGCUCUCAGGGGAAACGGCGGAUCUGAACGUGACGCCAGAAUCGUACAUCAACUUCCGAGGAUUGGGCCUUGCCAGCAUCCGCUCCUCACUUCGCGGCGAUGUUCUGUACAAUGCCGAGCUCGACACUCAUUUGGCGCAUCUGACUGUUGGAGAGACGCUGACGUUCGCCUCUCGUGCCCGCUCUAUGCGCUAUGUCCCGGGGGGCUUCACCCGCCAGCAGCUCGACACGGUACGCCGUGAUGUCAUGAUGGCCGUCUUCGGACUGAACCAUACCGUCAACACGCGUGUUGGAGAUGACUUUGUGCGUGGUGUCAGCGGCGGAGAGCGUAAGCGAGUCAGCGUUGCGGAGGCGUCUCUGACCGGAGCCAAGUUCCAGUGUUGGGAUAACUCGACGCGCGGGCUUGACAGCGCCAACGCUAUCAAUUUCUGCAGAAACCUGCGCCUCCAGGCAGAUCUUCUGGAUGUAACAUCCGUGGUCACCUUGUACCAAGCACCCCAGACAGCCUAUGAUCUCUUUGAUCGAGUAACUCUGAUCUAUGAGGGAAGACAGAUAUUCUUCGGUCGAACGUCCGACGCAAAGGAUUACUUUGAGAAUCUGGGCUUUUACUCACCCCCUAGGCAGACUAUCCCCGAUUUCCUGACGUCUAUGACCAGCCCAAAAGAGCGGAGGGUGAGACCUGGUUUCGAAGACUCAGUACCUCGCUCGCCGCAUGAGUUUGCAGAACGAUGGCGAUCAAGUGAGCAGCGGAAGAAUUUACUUCUUGAACUUGCAUCAUACGAGCAAAAACAUCACCCGGAAGAGAGAACGGCUGAAUACUCCCGAUCCAGGCAAGCUGAGCAGGCUAAGCAACAGCGCUCCAAGUCUGCUUAUACGAUAUCAUACACUCAGCAGAUCUCCCUCACUCUUUGGCGCGCUUACCGGAGAUUGCUGGCCGACCCUGGGUUCACCAUCGCUUCCCUGCUGUUUAACGUCGUGAUGGCGCUCAUCUUGGGAAGCAUGUUUUAUGACCUCAAUUCAGAUACAUCCAGCUUCUACUAUCGUGGAGGACUCAUCUUCUUCUCGCUUCUUUUCAAUGCUUUUGCGAGCCAGCUCGAGGUCCUAACAAUCUAUGCUGAACGCCCUGUUGUCGAGAAGCAGAAUCGCUAUGCUUUCUACCACCAGUCCGCACAGGCAAUUGCGAGUUACUUGACCGACCUGCCCUACAAGAUUGUCAACAUGUUUGUGUUUAACAUUCUUAUCUACUUUAUGGCCAAUCUGAGGCGAGAGGCCGGUGCUUUCUUCUUUUUUUGUCUCACCACCCUUCUCACCACUCUCGUCCAAUCAGCCAUCUUUCGCACAUUGGCCUGCAUAACCCGGACCCCUGAUCAGGCUAUGAUCCCCAGCGCCGUUUUGAGUCUUGGACUCAUGAUAUACACCGGCUUCACCACGCCGCUAGAAUAUAUUCCUGGAUGGUCGCGUUGGAUGACCUACAUUAAUCCCCUGGCAUAUGGCUUUGAGGCUUUAAUGGCAAACGAAUUCCAUAAUCGGGAUUUCCCCUGCGUUAGCAUGGUACCCAGCGGCCAAGGGUACGAAAACCUUGCGUCUGUAUCGCAGAUCUGCUCUGUUGUCGGCUCGGAGGCUGGCUUAGCCUUUGUCAAUGGAGACAACUAUAUCAACAGGUCGUUUGACUACUGGAAUGUGCACAAAUGGAGGAACAUCGGUAUUCUCUGCGCAUUUUUGGUAGUAUUUUUCCUUGCCUACGUGCUUGCUGCUGAGCUCGCGAAGCCACCCAGUACACGUGGCGAGAUUCUAGUAUUCCGCCGUAAAAAAGGGUCUUCUAAACCAGAAAAGGCACUGCCCCAGGACGAUGCCGAGAAUCAAAUGCAAAGCCGCCAAGUAGUAGCAGAGAAGGCAGAGUCUCCAAGCCGGUCUAACGACAUCGUAGUGGGAAAGGAUGUCUUUCACUGGGAGGAUCUCUGCUACGACAUCAAAAUCAAGGGCGGAAAUCGUCGUCUUUUAGACCAUGUCGACGGCUGGGUCAAACCCGGCGUAUCAACCAUUCUCAUGGGCGUUUCUGGCGCAGGCAAAACAACCCUUCUGGAUGUUCUGGCAACUCGCGUCACCACUGGUGUUGUAACUGGCGAUACAAUGGUUAAUGGAAACCCAACAGCUCCCUCCUUCCAGCACAAGGUUGGCUAUGUCCAGCAGCAAGACCUCCAUCUUAGCACCAUGACGGUUCGCGAAGCGCUUCAGUUCAGUGCCGUCCUUCGACAAGCAGCGGAGAUACCCAAAUCCGAAAAGCUUGACUACGUUGAGCAUGUUAUAGAUAUCCUGGAAAUGCGAGAAUUCGCGGACGCUGUCAUUGGUGUUCCUGGAGAGGGGCUCAAUGUUGAGCAACGGAAACGUCUUACAAUAGGCGUGGAGCUGGCCGCUCGACCACAGCUAUUGAUCUUCUUUGACGAACCUACUUCGGGAUUAGAUUCGCAGACGUCCUGGGCCAUUUCUGAACUGAUUAAAAAAUUGACUAAUAGCGGCCAGGCGGUUCUCUGCACCAUUCAUCAACCCUCUGCUAUUCUCUUUGACCAGUUUGAUCGAAUUCUCCUUAUCGCCCCAGGAGGCAAGACAGUCUACUUUGGUGAUUUGGGCAGCGGUGCUUCGACUCUGAUCAACUACUUUGAAAGCAACAAUGCCCCCGAAUGCCCAGCGGGCGCCAACCCCGCCGAAUGGAUGUUGCAGGUGAUCGAGCCGCCCGCUGAUGGCUCGAAAGGACCGGACUGGCACCAGAUAUGGCUGGAUUCUCCCGAAUAUCAGACAAUCAAGACGGAGCUCGGUCGUCUUAGAGCUCUUCCGACCACAGAAUCCAGCGGUGACGAAGCCGCUGAUCGGCAUCAGGAAUUUGUGGCCUCGUUCUGGACACAGUUCGGCCAAGUUCUGCAGCGCACCUGGAAGCAUCUCUGGCGAUCACCGACUUACAUCUGGUCCAAGGCCAUACUGAUUGCCCUUUCCUCUCUCUACCUCGGCUUUAGCUUUGAUGCCAACAAUUCCAUCCAGGGACUGCAGAACCAGCUGUGGGCUAUCUUCAUGCUGCUUGUACUGUUUAUCAACAUCAAUGAGCAAAUAAUGCCCAUGUUCCUGCCUCAGCGAGCGCUGUACGAGGCGCGAGAACGGCCGUCGAAGAUUUACAGAUGGACAACAUACCUACUUUCCAACAUCCUCGUUGAGCUCGCAUGGCACACCCUGAUGGCCGUCAUCAUGUACUUUUGCUGGUAUUACCCCGUGGGCUUUGUCCGAAACACGACGUCCGACGACCAAGCUGUCCGCGGGUUCCUCAUCUUCCUCUUCCUAUGGGUUUACCUGCUGUUCACGAGCACGUUCGCCCAUUUUGCCAUCUUCUGGAACGACCUUCCCGAAACCGCAGGCGUAAUAACCAGUCUUUUCUGGAUGCUAUGUAUCUUGUUUUGCGGGGUCGGGGUGCCCAUCGCCGAUCUCCCGCAAUUCUGGUCGUUCAUGUAUCGUGUUUCGCCCGCAACGUACCUUGUUGGGGGAAUCAUGUCUAGCGCCGUUGCCAACUCGGACGUUACCUGUGCCAAUCGCGAGAUCCUCCGCAUGGCUCCGACGGGGAAUCUUACCUGCGAGGAGUUCCUGGCUCCUUAUACCGAGGCGGCCGGGGGCUUGGUGCUAAACCCGACAGCGGGAGGGCUGUGCGAGUACUGCCCGCUUGCCACCACGAACGAGUUCCUUGACCAGUUCCAGAUUUCGUAUGGUACAAGAUGGCGGGACUUUGGUCUCAUAUGGGUCUAUAUCCUGGUGAACAUCGUGGCGGGGCUGGGGCUUUACUGGGCGUUCAAGGUGCCUAAGGGGAGGGGUAUCAAGCGUGCUUGA